AUGAAACAGAAAGAAUAUAGAUUAAAGCAGUUGGAGCAAGAGAAAAAGCAGCAGCUGGAUGAAAAAAACAAACUAAUAGGUUUGGAGCAGUUGGAAAAAGAGGGUCUUUCAAAUAAAAUUCAAAAAUUAGAGGGUACUAUAGAAAAUCUUCACCAACAAAUCGAACAACAAAAACAAACUAUGAUGAUUAAUAACUCCAAAUUAAAGGAGCAGAAAGAAGCAGAGGUCAAACAAAAAGAAAACGAAUUAAAGAGAUUAGAAGAAGAAAAAACACUGCAAUUAGAAGAACAAAAAAAGCUUAUUGGUGUUGAAAUUAAGGAAAAGACCAACCUUUCAAAUAAGAUUCAAUUACUCGAGGGUACUAUAGAGCAGCUUAAACAGCAAAUUCAUGAACAAAAGCAAACAAUGGUAGUCAAUGAUAAGAAGAUUCAACAACAAAGAGAAGAGGAGAUCAAGGAAAAAGAAGAUGAGUUGACGCAGCUAAAAGAAGAACAAAAACAACAAUUGGAGGAACAAGAAAGAUUAAUUAGUGUAGAGGUUAAGGAAAAGAAAAAUCUAUCCAAUAAGAUCCAAUCAUUAGAGGGUACUAUAGGCCAACUAAAACAACAAAUCGAGCAACAAAAGCAAUCAAUGUUAUUAAAUGGCAGUAUGAUUGAGCAACAAAGACAAGAGGAAAUUAAGAAAAAAGAAGAUGAAAUCAGAGAAAAAGAGUUUAAACUAAAACAACUGGAACAAGAAAAAAUAAAGCAACUGGAGGAGCAAAGGGAUUUAAUUAAUAGUGAAAUUAAAGAAAAGCAAAACCUUUCAAAUCAAAUCGGGUCGUUACAAGAAACCAUAAGUUUAUUAAAAGAGCAAAUUGAACAUCAAAAGCUAUCAACAGUUCAAAAUGAUUCUGAUUUUAAACAGCAAAUAAAAGAAGAGGAGAUUAAACUUAAAGAAGAAAUUAAAAAGAAGGAGCAAAAAUUAAAACAAUUGGAAGAGCAACAAAGACAAAAACUAGAUGAACAAAACAAACUAAUCAGUAACCAAGUUAAAGAAAAAGAGAGCUUGUCAAAUAAAAUCCAAUCAUUAGAGAGUACCAUAGAUCAACUCAAACAACAGCUUGACCAACAAAACCAAGCCAUAGGUAUCACCAAUGAUCAUACCAACACCCAAUACCAAGAUCUUUUACAAAAACAAUUAAAAUUAAAACAACUUAAAGAUGAACAAAAAAAAUUAAUCAAAAUCAAAAUUAGAGAAAAAAAAGAUUUAUCCAAUAAGGUUCAAUCAUUGGAGGAAACUAUAUCCCAGCUCAAACACCAAUUAGAAGUUUCGAAAAACCAGGAAUCUUUCAUUUACUCAUUUUGGAAAAAGAUAAAAUCAUAUUUUAAUUUUAAUAAUAAUGAUAACAAUAAUAGCCCAAAUAUAGAUAAUAAUGGUUACAAUAAUCAUGAUAAUUAUAGUGAUAUAGAAGAGGAUGGAGAUAAAAUUUUUAUUUAA
Messenger RNA from Dictyostelium purpureum, 1479 nucleotides. RefSeq lists its product as uncharacterized. The transcript has a single exon. The record is from RefSeq and is a predicted model, not a curated record. NCBI's taxonomy places the organism in Eukaryota, Evosea, Eumycetozoa, Dictyosteliales, Dictyosteliaceae. Bases 1 to 1479 code for a protein of 492 amino acids.